This is a messenger RNA of Sphenostylis stenocarpa, 411 nucleotides long. The record is from the annotation of a GenBank genome assembly. Lineage: Eukaryota; Viridiplantae; Streptophyta; Magnoliopsida; Fabales; Fabaceae.
AUGGGUGAGACUCCCCCACCUGCACCUCCACCUUUGCCUCCAACUGGGUUGCUCAUGAAGCGAUGCAAGUUCAUUUGGCGCCUUCUGUUGCUCUCUAACCUCGCGCUUGGAGCUUUUCUAUUUGCAAGUGCAAAACGAAGAGAUUCCGUGGAGAUUACUAGAAGAACAGCGCUAAAAUCGCACAAGGGCAAAGCUAGUGUUGAAGUUCCUCCUGAACCCAUCACAAGCUCAAUUGAUUUAAAUUGUGAUGAUUUCUUUGUGCCUGUCACAACACCUGUGCAAAUGCGGGCUCCUAUCCCUGAAGAACAACAACGUGAAAUUUUCCAGUGGAUGCUAGAAGAGAAAAGAAAACUGAAACCUAAGAACCCUGUAGAGAGAAAACAGAUUGAUGAAGAAAAAGGCCAUUCUUAA